AUGCCAAAAUUAAAAGAACCCAUAGUUAGUACUAGAAAAAAAAGAAAAAAAGAACAAGAACAAGAAAGUCAAUCAGAAGGUUCAAGAAUUUCAUCUCAUUUAUCAGCAACUGCUGAAACACCACCUAGUAUACAAACAGUCUUAGGAAAUAAAGAAAAAGACAAAUUGUCUAAUAGUGCCAAAAAUAAGAGACUAUACAAAUAUAGACAACCAUCAUUUACUUGGGAAUACUUUAAAAAGAAAAUUGAUGACAUGAACAAACAUGGAAUUAUUUCACAAGAUGAUGUAGUAGUUUCAAAAAAGAUACAAGAUUCUAAAAUUACCAAUUUCAUACAAAAAAUUUAUUCUUAUUCCAAAUAUAUUCAAAAAAGACAGGAAGAAGCAGUCCUUAAAUGGAUAUUACUUACAAAUCAGUCUCUCUUUACAGUUACUGACAAUGCUUAUAAAGAGAAAAUAGCUGAAUUCGAUCCUUCUUUUGUUGUCUCUGAUAAAAAAAAAAUCAGAACCAUCAUCAUUAAAAGUUUUCAAUAUAAUCACGAAAAUUUAAAGAAUCUUAUAAAAAUUGUAGAAAAUAUUUUACUUGCAAUAGAUUUCUGGUCUAGUAGAGCAAAACACAGAUAUUUAGGAGUUACUGCAACUUGGAUUAUAUCAAAUUUUGAAAUAAAAGAUGUGAUGUUAAAAAAUAAAUAUGUUCCUUCUCCACAUACUAGUAAAGUUAUUGUCAAUGAACUUUAUAAAUUUAUUGAAUUUUGGGAUCUUAAAAACCAUAUAACAUCAAUUACUACUAAUAGUAGCUCUAAUAUGAUAUCAGCUUUUUCUUUAUUAAAUCAAAAAGAAGGAUAUGAAAAAAUUAAAUGCCUUUCAUAUAUAGCCCAUAUUAUACAGUUAGCAAUCAGAAAAGAAUUGGCCCCAGCUGAGAAGUUCAAUUAUACUGAUAUUAUUGGUUGUAUUCAAGAUGUAUUCACUCAUUGGAACUUGACAUAUUAUGCUUGGGAUCGCCUUUAUUUUUUAAAAGAUACAAUUACUCAACUUCAAACUGAUUUAUACACAUCAGCUGAUCAAGAAAUUAAGAAAGAUGAUAGCAAAUUAAAAGAAAUUCUUCUCUCUGAUGAUAAAUAG
Messenger RNA from Cetraspora pellucida, 1119 nucleotides. NCBI's taxonomy places the organism in Eukaryota, Fungi, Glomeromycota, Glomeromycetes, Diversisporales, Gigasporaceae. The record is from the annotation of a GenBank genome assembly.